AUGGAGCGACUCGGCUGUCUUUCAAAGUUCUUGAACAUGAUCACCCAGAUGUAUGAAGAUCAAUGUGGCCAAGUUAGUCACAAACGUGAUCUCUCAGAGCCCUUCUCGAUCACCAAGAGUGUAAAGGAGGGUUGUGUUCUGGGACCGACUCUUUUCGUUAUCUUCUUUAGCAUGAUGCUCAAAGAAGCCGCAAAAGAUCUUGAUGAUGGGGACGCAAUCUAUAUCAGAUACCGUUUCGAUGGUGGCCUCUUCUUUAUUUUUUCUAAUCAAUAUUUUAAUUUUUUUCAAAUCAACCUAUUUUUUUCUUUCAUUCUUUCUUUUAUUUUUCUUUCUUUUAUUUUUCUUUCUUUCUUUUCUUCAUUUCAUACUUUCUUUUAUUUUUCUUUCUUUUUUCUUUCUUUCUUUUAUUUUUCUUUCUUUCAUUAUUUCUUCCUUUUUUCUUUCAUCCUUUUAUUUCAUUCUUUCUUGUUUUCCUUUCUUUUGUUCUUUCAUUCUUUCUUCAGUCCUUUCUUUAAUUUUUUCUUUCUUUCAUUCUUUCUUUUAUUUUUCUUUCUUUUCUUUAUUUCAUUCUUUCUUUUUUUCUUUCUUUCUUUCAUUAUUUCUUCCUUUUUUCUUUCAUUCUUUCUUUUAUUUCAUUUUGUCUUGCUUUUCUUUCUUUUAUCCUUUCAUUCUUUCUUUCUUCAGUUCCUUCUUUAA
This is a messenger RNA of Acanthosepion pharaonis, 696 nucleotides long. The record is from the annotation of a GenBank genome assembly. NCBI's taxonomy places the organism in Eukaryota, Metazoa, Mollusca, Cephalopoda, Sepiida, Sepiidae.